This is a messenger RNA of Fonsecaea multimorphosa CBS 102226, 1143 nucleotides long. RefSeq lists its product as uncharacterized. The coding region runs from base 1 to 1143 and encodes 380 amino acids. Lineage: Eukaryota; Fungi; Ascomycota; Eurotiomycetes; Chaetothyriales; Herpotrichiellaceae. The record is from RefSeq and is a predicted model, not a curated record. The transcript has a single exon.
AUGAGCUUACGCUACGACAUGACGACUCCCUGUGACAGAACCGUGGAGGCAUCAGACACCGAGUCUUUCCACUCCGCCAUUUCAAACGUCACCGAACAAAGUUCCAAGUGCUGGAGCUCCCCUUCCCAGAAGGCCACUAUAACAUCAGAUUGUUUAGUCCAGCAUGGACCUGUGCAUAAACGACCCAGGUCGAGGACGGUAUGCUCCCGAUCGACCUCCACUUCGAAAGCAUCCGAUCCUCGACCCAGCCCGAGACCCUCGCGGCACAACUCCAUCUCCAUCCCCUCCCGACAAAGCAGUCUCGCGAGGAAACAGCCUCGAUCACGCAAGGACUCCAUAUCGCUGCAUCGCCAGAGCUGCCAGCUUUUCUCCUCCCUGGACGGAGUUUUGGCCUUGAGUCGGGACAUCACGCCUCUGCCGAGCACAUCGACCUCGCGAACAACAACCCGGCAUGCCUCCAUAAUCCCCGAGGACGACCCGGACCAGGACAGUAUCCGGCGCAUCUGUGAGAGGAUCGAUGCAAAACUAACCGCUGUCGAAUAUCAACACCAUGAUCAGCCAACUCAAUAUCCAUAUACUUACGGAUACUCUUAUGCUCUUCCUGCCAGCGGAAAUGAUCGUCCUCCAAACUUGCGCUCGGAUACCCUACCACAUAUGUCCCACAUCAAUACCCGUCGCUCCGAGUCAGUUUCUGUCCCACCCACCGCGACCCCGGAACGGCCAACCCUAAAUACCGUGAUAUCCUGGACCUCCAAUGCAACGCGACGCGCCGAGUACGAGAAAAUCGACCGCGCACACAGCGGGGUCAGGGGUCUUCUGCGUCGAGUCCUGCCCCGGCGUCUUCGAACCAAGGGUGGACGCAGGGGCUUCUUCACAGGUGAAUGUGAUGGAGACAGCGUGAGGAGGUUUCGGUUGGAUGUCAGCGAUGAUGACAGUGACACAGACCACCAGACAGAAGGGGAUGAAACCCCAAAGAUCCCCCAAGGUACCGAGUUUGAGAAUGAGAAGAGUGUUCCAAGAGUGAAAGAGGAAGUGGGCGCGGAAGAGGGAGACGCCGACCGUGAGAUUAUCAGAGCCCGAGGUACCAAAGACGGGGUAAAGGACCGGGCCAAAAGUCGAAAAUGGUCGUGCUUCGCCUUAUAA